AUGAAUCAUUUUCCAGGUCUGGUUAUUCGCGGUAUCUGUGACUACGCCGACUCACACAAGUCUAAGGAAUGGCAACCAUAUGCGGCACUCGUGGCGGCGGCCUAUGCGAAAGAGCUUCUCUUGAUGGUCCCAGACGAUCAAGUUCACAGCACCCCAACGGCACGACUCACUCUGGCAGAUGCUGCAGAAAGCAGCAAGUCUAAACUGACUCCCGCGGAUGCCGUUAUUGUUGUAUUGGGUCCGACUGGGGUGGGCAAAUCGCACUUUAUUCGAGCGGCUACUGGAGAUUCAUCAAUUAAAGUCGGUGCAACGCUGGAGUCUGUUACCGAUAGGCUUAAUGUUUACCGUACUGAAAUCAACGACCAAUCUGUUGUUCUUGUCGACACCGUUGGCUUCGAUGAUACCUAUCGAAGUGAUACAGACAUUUUACGGGAAAUCGCAACCUGGCUCGCUGAUACCCACGUUGAAGGGGUCAAUUUAGCUGGCGUCAUUUAUAUGCAUAACAUCAAAGUCCCGCGUUUCACUCGCUCAGCGGCGAAAAAUAUGCGGAUGUUCGAAAAGCUUGUUGGAGAGGCGGCUCUGAGCAACGUAGUGCUCAUCACUAAUAGGUGGGACGGGGUCUACCUUGAAGAAGGCGAAAGGAGACAAGAAGAAUUGACACAGAACCCCAACAUGUGGGGUACUAUGAUUGAAAGAGGGAGUACCGUUGAGCGCUUCUCCGGCACUGCGCAAGAUGCUCAAAGGAUCUUGAAAUCCGUUCUGGACAAGAAGCAUAGAACACUUCUGAACAUUCAACAGGAACUAGUUGACCGGCAGCUGGAUUUAUCCGAGACUGAGACCGGUAAGACUUUAGUUGAGGAGAUUAAAAAUCUCCGCACAAACCACAUGCGACAAAUGGCCAAUCUGCAGAAUGAAUUGAAGGAAGCCUUGAAGUCGAAAGAUAUUAAAUUGUACGAGAUGAUAACUCAGCAGCUAUCGGAACUCAAAGAGCGCUUAAAUGAGUACGAAGCUCAAAUCUCAGAACUCAAACACCAAAGAGGAGCACUCGAAGAACUUCAGCGUGUGCAUGUCGAGGAAAUUAGACGGUUACAGGAUUCAAUCGGAGAUCGACUUGGAUUUUUGGAAGAGCAGAAUUCGGCACCACCUCCAGCAUACGCCGAAGCCUCAAGUGCUGUCGAUACACAGCCUAACAUUGAAUAUACGAGGAUCGAGCCGGCAUCAGCAAGGUCUUAUUAUGUCUGGAUCCUGCUAAAACUACUUUGGGAAGUUGGCCAGAGGCUGCUUAGGCCGCGGCUGCGCACUGGAUACAGGAGACUGGUGUGGCGAUGUGUAAGAAAAUCAUGA
This is a messenger RNA of Penicillium atrosanguineum, 1344 nucleotides long. RefSeq lists its product as uncharacterized. The transcript has 2 exons. Gene Ontology annotation, biological process: nucleoside metabolic process. The coding region runs from base 1 to 1344 and encodes 447 amino acids. Gene Ontology annotation, molecular function: GTP binding; catalytic activity. The record is from RefSeq and is a predicted model, not a curated record. Lineage: Eukaryota; Fungi; Ascomycota; Eurotiomycetes; Eurotiales; Aspergillaceae.